Messenger RNA from Symbiodinium sp. CCMP2592, 471 nucleotides. NCBI's taxonomy places the organism in Eukaryota, Dinophyceae, Suessiales, Symbiodiniaceae. The record is from the annotation of a GenBank genome assembly.
GACUCGUGGUAUGGUGGCAGAGGGCGCUCUGGAGGAGCGAGCAGCAGCAGCGACCCCCGUGGCGGGAAGGGCGCCCGUGGUGGCGGCAAAGGAGGAGCGCGCCGGCCGCGAUACGAAAGCUACGUGGGGCGCGAACACGAAGCUCCGGAUGGAACUCCGUUGGAUCGCCGCCGAGGGGGCGCCGUCACGAAGGUCGCCGUGCUGCUGGGCGCGUUUGAACGCGAUGGCUUGAGCGCAGACUUGCUCGACAUGGCAGAGCGCUUCCAAGACGCUUUAAGUGCGCGCACGACGCGGAUUGAGGAUGGGUCGUGGGCAGACAAGCUGCGGCGCUUAGUUAUAGCGAUCGAGAACCAGGACGAGGACAUGGUUCAGGAGCUGCUUUACGACUACACCCACAGGUGCAGUUUCCUGCAGAGCGCCCUGGCCAACAAGAAGUGGGAGGAUUGGCGGCGGCGGGGCUACGAGGAUUAG